This is a messenger RNA of Perca fluviatilis (European perch), 1731 nucleotides long. It is a transcript of the gene apex1, whose product is annotated as APEX nuclease (multifunctional DNA repair enzyme) 1. Gene Ontology annotation, molecular function: phosphoric diester hydrolase activity; DNA-(apurinic or apyrimidinic site) endonuclease activity; DNA binding. The transcript has 5 exons. Bases 196 to 1128 code for a protein of 310 amino acids. Gene Ontology annotation, biological process: base-excision repair. The record is from RefSeq and is a predicted model, not a curated record. Lineage: Eukaryota; Metazoa; Chordata; Actinopteri; Perciformes; Percidae. Gene Ontology annotation, cellular component: nucleus.
UAAGCACAGCCACAGCAAGCACGUUGUAGCUGUGCUUUUGUGAGUGUGUUUAGGGUGCAGUGACUGACCGACUGACUGAAAAGAUCCACUUGGCUGGUCUUUGCAUCCUGUUGUUCAAGUGCAACGGCGCGUGUGCUGUUGUGUGUGCGUGUUGUGUGUCUGCGAGGUGUGUUUGCAGUCAGAGCGAGUUCAAAUAUGAAGAGAGGCAAGAAGGAAGAGGACGCAGCUGCAGAUGGGGACAAUGACACCGGCUCUGCUUCUGCAAAGAAAACAAAGAAGGCUAAGGAACCAGAGGCCCCAAUAAUGUACGAUGAUCCUCCUGACAAAAUGACCAGCAAAGAUGGACGUGAAGCCAACAUGAAGAUCACCUCCUGGAACGUCGACGGCCUGAGGGCCUGGGUGAAAAAGAAGGGCCUGGAUUGGGUGCGUGAGGAGGCUCCAGAUGUUUUGUGCCUGCAGGAGACAAAGUGUGCAGAGAAAUCCCUCCCUGCUGACAUCACCUCAAUGCCAGAGUACCCUCACAAGUACUGGUCCGCAUCAGAUGAAAAGGAGGGUUACAGUGGUGUGGCAAUGCUCUGCAAGACUGAACCCCUAAAAGUCACCUAUGGCAUCGGUAACGAAGAGCAUGACAAGGAGGGCCGCGUCAUCACCGCCGAGUUCCCCAACUUCUUCCUGGUGACCGCCUAUGUGCCAAACUCCGGCAGAGGCCUCGUGCGCCUCGACUACCGCAAAACCUGGGACGUGGACUUCCGGGCGUAUCUGAGCGAGCUGGACAUGCAGAAGCCCCUGGUGCUGUGCGGCGACCUUAACGUUGCGCACCAGGAGAUCGACCUGAAGAACCCGAAGGGGAACAAGAAGAACGCCGGCUUCACCCCCGAGGAGCGCGAGGGCUUCGGCCAGCUGCUGGAGUCCGGUUUCAUCGACAGCUUCCGUGAGCUUUACCCCGAGCAGGCCAACGCCUACACCUUCUGGACCUACAUGAUGAACUCGCGCGGAAAGAAUGUGGGCUGGAGGCUUGACUACUUUGUACUGUCGUCCAGUCUGCUGCCAGGCCUGUGCGACAGCAAGAUUCGCAACAAGGCCCUGGGAAGCGACCACUGCCCCAUCACUCUGCACAUAGCUGUGUAGGUCAGUGUCCGAGAACGGCUACAGAUUUACAUAGCCUUCACUGUUUUCUUAGUACUUCCGUUCCUACUCGGCUGAAACUAUCAUGUAUGCUAGUGUGCGUUAGAGUGAGGCCUGUUUGUGCAGGGAAGUCUUACAUUUGUUGGGAGUUUCUCACACUUUACAAACUCAUUCCUUCAGUAGGCUCAACGGUAGCCUAGUGUAUACUCUGUAAUACUUUUUCAGUUUUCACAUGAAACUUUAAUAAAAUGACUCCACGGCACAAUUCAUACUGCUCAUUUAUCCUCUUCAUACAAUUGAAGUUUGUCAAUAAACCCAGUGAUGUACACCUCAUUUCGGCUGUUCUCUAAAAACGCAACACUAUUACUCGUAGAUGUUUGAAGAUGAUUUUUAACAACCUGUGCCACAGGCUCCUGUUUGUACUACUGCCGACCUGAGACCUCCAUGCAACAUAGCCUGUAGUACAUUUGUGUUACUGUCCGAAAUGGAGAACAUUGCUGUUAAAAAAAAAAAAAUGUAACUAAAAAUGUUUUAAGCCUCUUUUCCAAAGCAUUGUUUUUUUUCUGUUGUAAAACAUGCCCAAAAUAAAGACUGGAUUUAUGUUUC